AUGCUUAUCAACCAUUUCUUCAAAGCCAACAAGUCAUUUAGUUAUGAAGCGCUUCGAGCUGCGGGCUAUAGCAAUCAUGGUGGUGCGGAUCUCGGUGAAGUGAUAGCUAUCUGCUCCAAAAUCCGCCAUGGGAACGAAGAUGACUGGCUGCAUGAGUGGCAGAAAGCUGCCGAGCGAGCAUUCUCCAAUGCAGAGCUUUCAGAAUUUGUGAAAAACCAAAAGAGUGCCUACCACGGAUACCUACGUGCAUCAAAUUACUUCCGCACCGCCGAGUUCUACCGUCGAGACGUUGACGAAGACGAAAUAUCAAAUUUCUUGUAUGGAAGAUCGGAGACCGCCUUUGCAAAGGCGAUGACGCUGUCUACUUUUACGUAUGAGUCGAUCAGCAUUCCCUACGAAGGUACAGCAUUACCGGGCUACUUGAUUUGCCCUGAUAGUACCAAAAAGCCACGACGUACAGUCAUUUUCAACGGUGGUUAUGACUCUACUAUGAGCGAAGGCUGGUUUGCUAUUGGAGCGGCGGCUCUGGAUAGGGGCUAUAAUUUUCUCGCCUUCGAUGGGCCUGGACAAGGUGCAGCCCUCCGACAACAAAAUUUGCACUUUCGACACGACUGGGAGAAUGUCAUCACCCCGGUUGUUGAUUAUGCUUUGUCCCGUGAGGACAUUGAUGGCAAUGCCAUGGUAAUUUUCGGGUGGAGUAUGGGUGGAUACCUCGUGGCACGAGGUGCUACGCAGGAGCAUCGGGCUCGAGCUAUUGUCCUGGACGAUGGUGUGUACGAUUUCGGUUCUGCAUUUCGAGCUCACCAACCGUCCUUUAUCCAGAAGAUGGUUGAACAAAGAUACGAUUCGAUCUACAACUGGAUGUUUCACUGUGCACAAUUCUUUUCGACAGGGAUUCGUUGGGCUCUGCAAAACGGCAAAUGGACAUUUGGCGUGAAGUCUGCUGCAGAUCUGAGUUGUGCUGUGAACAUAUACACUCUAGAAGGAAUAAGUCAAAAAAUUGUCACGCCGUGCUUGAUCAUUGACGCAGAAAAUGACCAUUUUCUGAAAGGGCAACCAGAGCUACUUAGAAGAAAUUUGUUUUGUGAACACGAAUUUGUGAGUCUGCGAGCAGAUGAAGGUGGAGACACACACUGUCACCAAGGAGCCUUCUUUCGAUUGCAUCAAACUAUUUUCGAUUUCUUGGAGCCUCGCCUCCUUCCACCCGAAAUCCCAUGA
Messenger RNA from Penicillium subrubescens, 1218 nucleotides. RefSeq names its product hydrolase psoB (gene psoB). Bases 1 to 1218 code for a protein of 405 amino acids. NCBI's taxonomy places the organism in Eukaryota, Fungi, Ascomycota, Eurotiomycetes, Eurotiales, Aspergillaceae. The record is from RefSeq and is a predicted model, not a curated record. The transcript has a single exon.